AUGUCAGCUGCCAUGAAGAGCUGUCUCAAGCACUCCCCGCCCUCCUCGCCCUUGUCACGCGACGGCGGCGACGCCGCGUCCCACUCCGACCCCUGCUCGCCGCGGCCGACGCCAUCUCGCCCUUCCUACAAACGCAAGUCCGUCUCCUUCUGCGACCAGGGUCAAGAAGAGGUAUUCAUUGCCGAUGAAUGGGACCGGACGCCAGCCGAGGUGACGCAGAAACUCUCGUAUCAGGACGUCCUCGAGCUCAAGCAGCUCCAGCUCUCCCUCCCUCACGCACCCCAGCCGCCAGAUCCCUUCAGCCCGCGCCCUCACACGCACGUCGAGUACCUGCGUCGCGUGCCCAUACGUCUCAUGCCGUUGCUCCCGGAAACCGAGAGCUCGCCCGCGCGUACGCCUCCCGCGGAGGAGCCCAAGCCCGCGUCCCCUUCACCACCUGCUCAGUCACCACCGACGACCACGCAUUGGAUGCAGCUAACAUCACCCAUCACUCAUUCCGCUAUCGCCCCCGCCCCGCGCUUCUCCCCUCACCCAUCACCCCGAUCAUCUCCGGCUCCGUCACGCACGUCAUCACCCAUCCCAUCGAAUCUCCCACCGCGUGCGCCCUUAAGGCCGCGCCCGCAUUUUGCAUUCUUGCCUCUCUUGCCGACGGAGGAACCGACGAAGGGACCAGAGGCGGAACCUGGAGAAAUGGUUUUCAGCUGGAACGACGAUGAGGAGACGUCACCCAUGAAGGAGAAGGAGGAAGUAGAAGAGAAGAAGGCAGCGGAAGAAGAGGAUGUCGCUCGGACCCCACAUGCCGAGAGCGUCCUCGAGGGCGAGAUGCUCGACCGCGUAUACGGCGCCGAACCCGCCAGCGUUGGCUCGAGCGUGAGCAGCUCCGCGCCCGCGGCUUUCCUCGCUUCCGAGCACGACUUCGACCAGGACUCCGUCCCGAGCUCGUCUGCGUCCGUAUCCGACGGGGAGCUGACCGCGGACGAGUCGACGCCGUCCAUGACGACCUGUUCUCUGAGCCCCACGCCUUCGCCCAGCCCGUCGCCGCCGAUCCUCAGCGAAGUGGCGGAUACGCCGAGCGCGGAGGAGCACCAUCCGCCUGCGUCGAAGGCGGAGACGUAUGGGUACUUCCAGAUCCCGACGGCGCGGGCGGAGAACCUUCCGUACCAGCUGAAGAAGCUGCGGCUGCAGGCGCUUCCGAGUCCGUCGCUGAUGCCCCCCAGCCCGUUCGAGCUUGAGCUUUCUGCCCCGGGUGGGGAGGGCGAGCAGCGGGGGGAAGAGGGGAAGUUGGAGGAGGUGCAUGCGUUUGAACGGAGGAAGGGUAUGGGGAGGCGGGUGGGGAGUGUCCUUGCGCUGGGGCUCAGUGUGAAGGGGGAGGGGGAGGAGCGGAGAGACUAGACUUUGCUCAGUCUGUGUAUAGAGUAUAGAUCCGAGGAGAGGGAGACGAGGGAGAGUAAUAUCGCACUUAGUUCUCGCAUACCACGCGCUAUUAUCCUACAUCGUAACAUAUAUUAGUCUGGUUUUUGUCAUAUGUAUACACGCUUGAAGCACUUGCAACAAAUACCUCUGUUGGACUC
Molecule: messenger RNA, 1571 nt
Organism: Gloeophyllum trabeum ATCC 11539
Lineage: Eukaryota; Fungi; Basidiomycota; Agaricomycetes; Gloeophyllales; Gloeophyllaceae
Exons: 2
Coding region: 1-1392 (463 amino acids)
Source: RefSeq, a predicted model, not a curated record